Molecule: messenger RNA, 2483 nt
Organism: Salarias fasciatus (jewelled blenny)
Lineage: Eukaryota; Metazoa; Chordata; Actinopteri; Blenniiformes; Blenniidae
Product: angiomotin-like 2a
Exons: 11
Coding region: 301-2376 (691 amino acids)
Biological process (GO): establishment of cell polarity involved in ameboidal cell migration; actin cytoskeleton organization; regulation of cell migration
Cellular component (GO): bicellular tight junction; cytoplasmic vesicle; plasma membrane
Source: RefSeq, a predicted model, not a curated record
CCUGGCAUUCCGACCUCAGUCCCUCCUCGGUUACUUAUUAUCGCCGCCUGCUCUCUCCACAAUCAUUUCACAGCAAGAGAGGAGAGCAGCAGCCCGUCCGGGAGGAAGGACGAGGGCUUCGAGUUAGAGAGAGGAAGACUCGUGGAAAUAGUGGAAUUUGUGUGAAUUCAACACCGAGGACGACGUUUCUUUACGAUGAGAGCGUGAGCUGGUUCACAACUAUUUUAUUUAAGAUUUUCCACACUGAUAAAAAGCAAAUCAACUGAUUUUUAGAGGGAGUUACGCCAUCCAGGCAGCAGUAUGUCCACUGAAGAGCCGUCUGGCACGGUCCUGCACAGGCUCAUCCAGGAGCAGCUUCGCUAUGGGAACCCCACAGACACCCGCACCUUACUGGCCAUCCAGCAGCAGGCCCUGCGUGGAGGCAGUGGGAGCAACAGUGGCCCCAGCAGCGGAGGCGACAUGAGCAGGAGCCCACGGUCCUCCCUGGAGAGCCUGACACAGGAGGACCCCCUGUACCCCCAGCUCACGGCCAGGCAGGAGCCCCAGGGUGAGGAGCACCAGGGGGACUACCAUCACUCAGAGAGCGGCUAUCCUCUGCACGGGGAGACGCUGCCAACUUACGAGCAAGCCAAGGCGCACUCGCAGUAUCUGGCCUCUCACUGGGCAGCCGCGGGCCCGCUUCUGCACGACGGGGCCUUCCACGAAGAGGCGGAUUUGAUGGAGCUGAAAUGCAGCCACGUGCGGUCGCUCAGCGAGCAUCGCAUGCAGAUUUCUCUGGAGAGGAACGAUCCGGUGGCAAAAAUGGAAGCCAUCAAGAUCACCUCUCACAGCUACCCCGAGCUUCCAUACUACCACCCGCAAUGUCCUCCGAGCUCAGGACCAAGCAUGGACAAACGCAGCCCACCCCCAGAGUACCCAGUCCCCAUCCAGGGCCAAGGAUUUAUCCCACACCAGGUUCCAGAGCCAGUACAGGCCCAGCAGCACAGGUUUGUUCAAUCUGCUCAGCCAGCAGAAGCCCCCUGCUACAACUCAUUUCACAGCCUGCCCCCUGCUGGCCUGGAGGAGCCGAACCAGGUGGAGCUGCUUCUGAUGGAGAACGAGAGACUCAGGCAGGAGCUGGAAGCUCACCGGGAGAAAACUGGCCGCAUUCAGAAGUUGGAGCAGGAGAUCCAGCGCAUUUCGGAGGCCUACGAGACCUUGAUGCAGGGCAGCAGUAAGAGAGAGAACUUGGAGCAGACCCUGAGGAGGAGGCUGGUGGCUGAGAUCAGGAGGCUGCAGGAUUUCAACAGAGAUCUGAGAGAAAACUUGGAAAACGCCAGAACUCAUGUUGCAAAAGAAGUUGAGGCAGCUGACCACAACCAGCACAUCAUGGCGAAACUCCUCGAACAAAAUGAGGAGCAGAACUCUGAACGUGAGCGAGUGGAGCGUGAGCUGCAGAGGCUGCGAGCCACGGCGGAGGAGCAGAGCCUCAAGGCCAAGAGGCUGGAGGAGGCCCUGGAGGCGGCCCGGGGACGGGGUCGCCAGCUCGAGGAGGAGCUCAGGAGGAAACGGGCUUAUGUAGAGAAAGUGGAGAGGCUGCAGAGCGCUCUGGCUCAACUCCAGUCCACUUGUGAGAAGAGGGAGAGUCUGGAGAUGAAGCUGAGGACAAGGCUAGAGCAGGAGCUGAGGAGUCUGAGAGCUCAACAGAGGCAGUCGCAGCCCCCAGGUGUCACCAUGGGCUCCCUCCAAGAGCGCUUGCGUGAGCGCGAGGAGCGAAUCCUGGCCCUGGAAGCAGACAUGGUGCGCUGGGAGCAGAAGUACCUGGAGGAGAGCACCAUGAGGCAGUUCGCCAUGGAGGUGGCCGCCACAGCUGCGGCGCAGAGAGACACGACCAUCAUUAACCACUCCCCCUGCCACUCCUCCAACAACAGCUUCAACGACGACCUGCCAGUCGCAGACUACAGGAACCAGGAGAUGGAGAACAGAAUCCGAGCUCUUUACGCUCAGAUCUUGGAAAAAGACGCCGUGAUCAAAAUACUCAACCAGAGGCUGCACCAGGAUCAAGGCUGCAAAGAUGAGACAAGUCCCCGAACGAACCUCCUGAAUUCAGCGGGGGCUCCGCUCCGACCCGCCUCCUCCACUCCCGCCAUCAGCACGACAAAGGGCCAGACCAAGAGUAGAGGUAAAAGUCUUUCAGAUGAUCAGACUCAAAACCAUCAGUUCUCCAGUCAGUCUGAACCUGGAACGUUAGAACGGCAAGUGGAGGAACCCAAACCCAAAGAGGCUGCCAGGACGGCCAAGCUCAUCAGUGACAAGGCAGCGCCGAAGAAGUUGCUGUUAAACCCGUUCAGAGGUCUGGAUGAGCUGGAGUCGGAGGCAGUAGAGAUCUUCAUUUAAAAGAGCAAGAAAGUCGAUUUUGAAUGGGAACGACAAAGAAAAAAAAAGAACUGAACAAAUCUGUGAAGAGUGCAUGAGAGUGAGAUGUAAUACUGGAUGCACGAAUG